Messenger RNA from Copidosoma floridanum, 899 nucleotides. Its product is annotated as dosage compensation protein dpy-30. The record is from RefSeq and is a predicted model, not a curated record. Gene Ontology annotation, cellular component: Set1C/COMPASS complex. Lineage: Eukaryota; Metazoa; Arthropoda; Insecta; Hymenoptera; Encyrtidae.
UGCUCCCUCCAGGUAUAUAUUAAGUAUAUGCUCUAAGAUUGAAUGUGGUUUAUGGUUUUGUGGUUUUGGUAUAAAGGUAUAAUACACAAUUGUGUGUAAAUAUUACAAUGUGUUAGUAUUUAUGGACAAAUUGAUUGUAUGCUUACUUUUACGUGUGAAUCUUGAAUCUGUGCUGUAAAUCGUUUCGGAUAAAUACUUAAUUAGUAUAUCAAUAAUGUCGUAACUGUUAACGGUAAACACAAAGACGAGUAGGCAAGCAGGUAGUAAACAAAGUGUGAAGCAAAGAACUUUUAGGAAUAUAGUUUGUCAAAAUUUUGUUUACGUAAUGGCGUCAGUUGGUGAGAACACGACAGAAUUCAAGGACGAUACUGGAUCCACUACGAGUAUAGUCAACGUUUUGCCAGAUGUCACUCAGAAAGCAAUAAUAAUGGAUAAAGAUCCGGAGCUGUGUUCUGCCCCACCCAAAAAGUCACGAGUGGAAAUUCAGUCAUUACCUCCACGUCAAUAUUUAGACCAAACAGUAGUACCCAUCUUGCUGCAGGCACUUUCUAAAUUAGCUAAGGAACGACCACCAGAUCCAAUUAAUUACUUAGCGUCUUACCUCUUACGAAACAAAAGUUUAUAUGACUCAGGAGGAUCGCCACCCACGACUCAGUGAUUGUACAUACAUUCAAAAAUUUUGUGAACAAGAGUGCGUGCUCAUGCUUGCAAACAAUUAUUUUGGUCAGUGAUAAAUAUUCAACACGUAAUCUAUUUCAAUUUGCAAUGUGUGUUUAAUAAAAUUUAUAUUUUUCGCAAUGAUGACCAAUCGGUUUUUUUUUAAGUAACGAAUUGUAACAUAUCUAUCCGAAUUUUACCAAUAACAUUUAUGUAUACCAUGUUUAAUAAAAUAUUAUCUA